Messenger RNA from Manis pentadactyla (Chinese pangolin), 3054 nucleotides. It is a transcript of the gene OCLN, whose product is annotated as occludin. Gene Ontology annotation, cellular component: apical plasma membrane; bicellular tight junction; cytoplasmic vesicle. The coding region runs from base 1629 to 2444 and encodes 271 amino acids. The transcript is spliced from 7 exons. NCBI's taxonomy places the organism in Eukaryota, Metazoa, Chordata, Mammalia, Pholidota, Manidae. The record is from RefSeq and is a predicted model, not a curated record. Gene Ontology annotation, biological process: bicellular tight junction assembly.
ACCCGUUUCUCUUUGGGUCAGAGGCUCUCAACUCUGGAUGCUUAACAGAAUCACUUUGGAAUGUUAAAAAAAAUAUCCAGGGCAAAGCUGCAUUUCUAUUUAAAUCAGAAUCUGAGAGAUGGACUCGGUAUUGUUAUUAACACACCAUAUAAUUCAUCCAUUUAAAGUUCAAUUCAGUAGUUUUAGUAUAUUCACAAAGUUGUACAACCAUCACCAUGAUCAAUUUUAGAACGUUUUCACUAUCCCAAAAAGACACCCCAUACCCAUUUAGCAGUUGCUUCCCUAACCCUCCCCAGUCUUAGGCAACCACUAGUCCUAUUCUAUAGAUUUGCCUAUUCUGGAUAUUUCAUAUAAACAGAAUCACACUGUAUUUAUUCUUUUGUGGUUGGCUUCUUUCAUCUAGCAUUAAUGUGUUUGAGGUUCAUCCAUGUUGUAGCAUGUACCAGUACUUUACUCGUCUUCAUUGCUGAGUAAUAAUCCAUUGUAUGGAUAUAGCACAUUUUUAUUACCCAUUCAGCAGUUGAUAGACAUUGGGCUAUUACCACAUUGGCUGCUAUGAAAAAUGCUCUGAACAUUUGUGUAAAAGUUUUUGUGUGAACUGCAUUUUAAUUUCUCGUGAGUAUAUACCUCGGGAGGGAAUUGCUGGGUCUUAAGUGACUCUGUCUAAGGAACUUUUGAGGAACCAUCAGGCUUGUUUUCCAAAGCAGCACUGUUUUACAUUUACUGUUAAUAUACGAGGAUUUCAGUUUCUCCACAUUCUCCUCACCCAAUUGUUUUUGUCUGUUUGGUUCCAGCCAUGCUAAUGGGUGUGAAGUGGUACCUCGUUUUGAUUUGCAUUUCCUUGAUAGCUAAUGAUCUUGAGCUUUUUAGCUAUUGUUCUAUCUUCCUGGGAGAAAUGGCUAUUCAGGAUCUUUGCCCAUUCUUUAAUUGGGCUAUUUGUAUUUUUAUUAUUGAAUUGUAAGAAUUCUUUAUCUGUAUGUAAGUCCCUUAAUAGAUACAUGAUUUGUAAAUAUUUCUCGUUUUGUCAUUUUCUUUUCACUUUGUGUAUGUUUCAAAAGUUUUUAAUUUUGGUGAUGUCUAAUUUUUUCUUUUGUUGCUUAUGCUUUUGGUGUCAUAUUUAAGAACAUUUGGCCUAAUUCAAACUCACAAAGAUUUACUAAGUUUUACUUUUAGCUCUUACAGUUAGGUCUGUGAUCAAUUUUAAGUUAAUUUUGGGUAUGGUAUAAGGAAGGAGUCCAGUAUUCUUUGCAUGUGGAUAUCCAGUUCUUUGUACUAUUUGUUGAAAGGACUAUUUCUCCAUUAAAUUUUCUUCAUGCCCUUUUCAAAAAUGAAUUAACCAUAAACAUCAGGAUUUAUUUCUAGAGUCUCAGUCUGAUUCUACUAAUCUGUAUUUCUAUCCAUAUGUCAGUACCAUGCUGUCUUGAUUACUGUAGCUUUGUAAUAAGCUUUGAAAUUGGAAAGUGGGAGUCCUCCAACUUUGUUCUUUUUCAAGGUUGUUUUGGCUAGUUUCUGGGUUCUUCAUGUUUUCGUAAGAAUUUCAGGAUCAACUUGUCAAUUUCUGCAAAAACAGGCCAGGGAGGAUUUUGAAGGAUUGCAUUUCAUCUGCCAUUGCCAUUAUACUGGGGUUCAUGGUUAUUGUGGCUUUUGCCUUAAUAAUUUUUUUUGCUGUGAAAACUCGAAGAAAGAUGGACGAAUACAACAAGUCAAAUAUUUUGUGGGACAAGGAACAUAUUUAUGAUGAGCAGCCCCCCAAUGUUGAAGAGUGGGUUAAAAACGUUUCUGCAGGCACACCAGACAUGCCUCCGCCCCUUUCAGGCUCUGUGGACAGAGUGGACAGCCCCCUGGCCUACUCUUCUAAUGGCAAAGUGAAUGGCAAGAGGUUGUAUCCCGAGUCUUCCUAUAAAUCAACACCGGUGCCUGAAGUGGUUCAGGAGCUUCCCAUGACUGCCCCUGCAGACGACGUCAGGCAGCCUCGUUACAGCAGCAGUGGUAACUUGGAGACACCUUCCAAAAGGGCUCCCACUAAGGGAAGAGCGGGAAAGACCAGGAGAUCAGAGCAAGACCACUAUGAAACAGACUACACCACUGGAGGCGAGUCCUGUGAUGAGCUGGAGGAUGACUGGAUCAGGGAAUAUCCACCUAUCACUUCAGAUCAACAAAGACAACUCUACAAGAGAAAUUUUGAUACUGGCCUGCAGGAAUAUAAGAGCUUACAAGCAGAACUUGAUGAGAUCAAUAAAGAACUCUCUCGUCUAGAUAAGGAAUUGGAUGACUAUAGAGAAGAAAGUGAAGAGUACAUGGCUGCUGCUGAUGAGUACAAUAGGCUGAAGCAAGUCAAGGGAUCUGCGGAUUACAAAAGUAAGAGGAAUUAUUGCAAGCAGUUGAAGAGCAAAUUGUCACACAUCAAGAAGAUGGUUGGAGAUUAUGAUAGACGGAAAACAUAAAAGACAGACAAAGGCAGAUGUCACAUUGUUUAAGAGAUUAAGUAUUGGACAUCCCUGCAGUGCUGCCGGAAGGCAGUGACUGUGGACUGUGACCUGGGAGGCCAAACCUUUGUGAUCAUUACAAAGUUUUGGUAGCUUUAACAUCAUCAGUAUUGAAGUAUUUUGCAAAUACCUUUUGAGAACCAACUGGGCUGAACACUCCAAUUAAGGAUUUUAUGCUUUAAACAUUGGUUCUUGUAUUAAGAACUAACUAUUGUUUGAGCUUUUUAAACCCUUAAGGAAGGCUUAGGAGUGAACUGUGCUGUGAAGUUUCACACCCUAAGCAGUCAUGUCUUAAUACCUAAGUGCUCUCAUUAGUUCACAUGAGUGACCUUGUUUAAUUCUCCCAAAUCCUCCCUUUAGGUAACUGUUUUUUUUUUUUAAUUAUAGUAUCAUUGAUAUACAAUCUUAUGUUGGUUUCAAAUAUACAACACAAUGGUUAAUGGUUACCCAUCCUCACCCCCGCUAGUGCAGUUACUAUCAAUCAAGUAAGAUGCAGGUAACUGUUAUUUAUAAUCAUUCCUUUUCAGCUGAGGAAACUAGUCCCUGGAAUAAAGUCUUUGAAGUGAAA